AUGGCUAGCCGGAAGUCGAUAUUGUAUCUAUUUGAUGUAGACGGCACCCUCACCAAGCCGCGACAGGUGAUCUCGGAAGAAUUAAAGAAUUUCUUAUUGGAGAAGGUGAAAUCUAAAGUAGCCGUAGGGCUCGUUAGUGGAUCCGAUUAUGUCAAAAUAGCUGAACAGAUGGAUGGAGCUGAAGUCGCUGCGAAGUUCGAUUAUGUAUUCUGUGAAAAUGGUGUCGUGCAGUAUCGCGGCGGCAAGCUGAUCAGUUCGGAAAGUAUUCUCGGCCAUCUAGGGGAGAAGUUGUUACAGAGAGUUAUAAAUUUUUCACUAGGCUAUAUGUCCAAGAUUGAAUUACCAUCUAAGAGGGGCAAUUUCGUAGAGUUUCGAUCUAGUAUGAUCAACAUCUGCCCAGUGGGGCGGUCCUGCAGCCAGGCAGAGAGAGAUGACUUUGUAAAAUAUGACUCUGUACAUUCAAUAAGACAACAGUUUGUAGAUGCAUUAAAAAGUGAGUUUAAGGAUUCUGGUUUAACAUUUGCUCUUGGUGGGCAGAUCAGUGUUGAUGUAUUCCCCACUGGGUGGGAUAAGACCUACUGUCUCAAACAUGUUGCAGAUCAAAACUUUGAAGAAAUUCAUUUCUUUGGAGAUAAAACUAUGCCAGGUGGUAAUGACUAUGAGAUCUACAAUGACUCUAGGACAAUCGGGCACAAAGUGAUCUCUCCCGAGGACACCAAAGAACAAAUAGUAAAAUGUUUGAAUGUUUAAAACUUCUCAAAACUGUAUUAUAUUGUAAAUGACUAUUAAAUCAAUAUUUCUUUUA
This is a messenger RNA of Helicoverpa armigera (cotton bollworm), 805 nucleotides long. RefSeq names its product phosphomannomutase (gene Pmm2). The coding region runs from base 1 to 750 and encodes 249 amino acids. The transcript has a single exon. Lineage: Eukaryota; Metazoa; Arthropoda; Insecta; Lepidoptera; Noctuidae. Gene Ontology annotation, biological process: protein N-linked glycosylation; GDP-mannose biosynthetic process; mannose metabolic process. Gene Ontology annotation, molecular function: phosphomannomutase activity. The record is from RefSeq and is a predicted model, not a curated record. Gene Ontology annotation, cellular component: cytosol.